Molecule: messenger RNA, 6435 nt
Organism: Amaranthus tricolor (Joseph's coat)
Lineage: Eukaryota; Viridiplantae; Streptophyta; Magnoliopsida; Caryophyllales; Amaranthaceae
Product: histone acetyltransferase HAC1-like
Exons: 17
Coding region: 590-5737 (1715 amino acids)
Biological process (GO): positive regulation of transcription by RNA polymerase II
Cellular component (GO): transcription regulator complex; histone acetyltransferase complex
Molecular function (GO): zinc ion binding; chromatin DNA binding; histone acetyltransferase activity
Source: RefSeq, a predicted model, not a curated record
AUUAAAAUAAAAUAAAAGAAAAGUAAAAAAGCCUUAAAACUGUGAUGCGAAACUAAGCAACGAAACAUCGAACUACGAAGAGGAGAGAGAAAGCGAAGAACAAAAAAGUGAUUUUAAGAAAGAGAGAAACAUCCAACAAAAUCAAUUUGCAAAAGCAAAUAUUGUACAAGUUAAUUCAAUUCAAUUUCGAGAGUCCCUAAUUCCUACAAGUUUGACUACAAAAUUUUCGUAUUAGGGUUUUGUAUCAAAAACCCUAAUUGGUACAGUUCAAUUCGAAAUUGAAGAAAUUGUGUUUAUAUAAAUUAGGGCUUUUACUUCAAUUAGAUUCUCGACGCCUUAUUUUGGAGGAUCUACUUCAACUAGCUCAUGAUCAACGUUAAUUGGUUCGUCAUUGUUGCACAGAACAAGUGAAGCACCGUCAUUGUGCUUAAUUUAGGUCAAUUUAUUGGGUGUUUUGAUUGCUGAUUAAUAAUAAGUGUUUGUCUUUUUGCAUUGGGAAGAAAGUAUGUACUGGGGUUGAAAUUAUGAAUUGAUCUUCAUAUGGUGAAACGGAUGCACUCUUUGGAUCUUGACAAUCUAAGAGUUGAAAAUGAAUAUUCAGACGCGUGUGUCAGGUCAGAUUUCUGGACAGGUACCUAACCAGGCCAGUAAUCAGUUACCUGGCAUACCUCAGCAGAAUGGAAAUACAUUCUAUACACAGGUGCAAAAUCUAGUUGGUCAAAGUAAUCCAUCAGUAAUGGAUCCCGAAGUUUUAAAAAUUCGUCGGAUGAUGCAAGAUAGGAUCUAUCAGAUUCUAAUGCAGAAGCAGCCACAAUCAAAUGACAUUUUUUCGAAGAAAUUGCAAGAAUUAUCAAAACGCUUGGAAGAGGGGCUUUUUAAAUCAGCUCCGACAAAGGAAGAAUACAUGAACUUGAGUACUCUUGAAAGCCGUUUACAGACUAUAAUUAAGCGAAUACCACAGUCAAAUCAUGCUCCUCAGCCUUCACAAUUUAUGCAUUCUUCUACUCCAGUUGGUACUAUGAUACCCACACCUGGUAUGCAACAGCAACACAACGUAAAUUCAAAUGUGAUGGCAUCUUCAACAGUGGAUCCUUCCAAUAUGAUCACAAGUAGUGGGAGUGGCAUGUCGUCCUCAAUUCCAGGUACCGGCGGCUUUAUGCCAAACUCCAAUGGGCCCUUUUCCGACAUUCGUGGUGGUUCUUUCCAUGGAGUUGAUGGGUCUCUGUCCAAUGGUUAUCAGCAAUCACCAUCUAGCUUUCCCAUGAAUUCUAGCAAUAGCAACUUGAUGACUGGGCAGAGAGUUAUGAGCCAAAUGAUUCCUACUCCAGGGUUCAGUAGUAAUAACAAUAAUCAGACAUUAAUGAAUGUGGACAACUCUAGCAACGGUGGUGUAUUAUCUUGUGUUGAUCCUUCAGGUGUGUCACAACAGGGGCCUCAAAAACAUGUUGGUCAAAAUAGUCGCAUGUUACAGAAUCUUGGCAGUGCAGUAAACAAUGGUAUGCGGUCUUCUAUGCAAUCGAGGUUUCAAAAUGGGUCUGUGAACAGUGGAUUUGGGAACAAUGUACAACUGAUGAACAGUUCUGGCUCUUCAGAUGGCUAUCUGACGACACAAUCUUUUGGUGCUUCUUCUAGGCCUUUGCAACAGUCUCAUGAUUCUCAUCAGCGCCCUGCAAUGCAAGGUGACGGAUACAGGAUUGGUGCUACUGAUUCUACUGGAAGUGGGAAUUUUUAUAACACUGGUUCUCAGGUUGCGUCCUUGAUCAACAAUCAAGGUUUAGAUCAAAUGAAACCACAGAGCAGAUCUAAUUCUUUAAUGAGUCAAACAAAUGCCCAAGGUGCCGAAUCCGCUUCAUAUGUAAGGCCUCAAUUGACAGAACAGGUAGAAGAAUUAAAUUUCCAAUCAUCAAUUAGACAAAAUCAUUUACAGUCUUAUCCAAAACAGUAUCAACAACAGACUCAUCUGUUGCCACAGCAGCAGCAGAUUGCUUCAAGUCAUCAGCAGAAACAAUCCAGUGAUCAGCAACAACCUUUUGGGAGAAUUGAUCAAUUUUCUCAAGUGCAAACAACAUCUGAUCUUGGUAGUCGAGUGAAGUCUGAAGCAGGAAUAGAGCAUCCGAGUGAAGUUCUUCAGUCUCAAAUCCCAUCAGGGCAGCUCCAGUAUCCAGAUUCACACAGUCAGCUCCUUAAUGCGAAUGGAAAUCUUUCCAGAAUUUCUCAGUCAUCUUCUGUUCCAUCAAUGGCACACGAUAUGCACUCUACACUCUUACAAAAUUCUCGGCAAGUUAUCGGUGAUGAGGCUACAAAUGAAUACGGUAAUGCGGCUUUUGGUGUACAAUCAGAUGCACUGUUGCAUAGUCAAUGGCACUCUGAAGCAGAGCGACCAUCAUUGUCUGGAAAUGUAUCCAACGAACAACAUGUGCAAGAGGAGUUCCGUCAGAGAAUAGUUGGGCAUGAUGAAGCUCAAUGCAAUAAUUUGUCUUCUGAUGUAUCUAAUUUUGGCCAAACUGUUGCUUCUCAGAGUGCUGUAGAUCAAGCUAGAUUAGUUGGUGCAUCCAAUAGUUCGGGGAAGGAAUUACUUGAGCGUCAAUAUAGGAACCAACAAAGAUGGCUUUUGUUUUUGCGUCACGCACGUGGGUGUAGAGCACCCGUAGGAAAGUGUCUAGAGCGCACUUGUCCCCGAGUACAGAACCUUUUAAAGCAUAUAGAGAACUGUCAUAGUUCUUCUUGUCCAGAUCCUCGCUGUCGUCCUACUAAAACUCUAAUUAAUCAUCAUAGGCAAUGUAGGGAUCAGAACUGCCCUGUUUGUAUACCUGUCUAUAAAUUUAUUCAUGCUCAAAGACUUGCAUUUGCUCGCAAGAACUCUGAUUCUGGGUUGCAACGCGCAAGUUGCAGAUCCUCUGAAGUUGGAGAGUCUAAGGUUAAAGAUACUUUAAAACCUUCUGAAGUAAUUGUUAAACCUCCAGAAAACCAACCUGCUCUGAAACGCUUAAAGACAGAGCCUCCUUCCCAGUCUGUUCCUUCAGAGAGUGGAAGCAUAUUUGUUCCAGUUAAUGCCAAUAAAACAUCUCUUGUUUCCCAGAGUGUACAAUUAAAAGAAUUUGAAAAGAAUGAUAACAGUUUACUGGUUAAGUGCGAGUUCCCGGAUGUGAAGAUAGAGAAUCCUGUUGGUUCAAAUCCUAAUGUCACUGAAGUGAAGAACACUAUAGUUGAUACUUCUAAUCAGCCAUUGGAUGGUACAUCAUUUUCGGCUAAGGAAGAAAGUGUCAAAGUUGAAAAGGACAAUGGUCAAGUGCAACCAGAAGAGAUGGUUCCUUCUGAAACUGGAACGAAGUCUGGAAAGCCAAAGAUUAAAGGAGUGUCCUUAACUGAAUUGUUCACUCCAGAGCAAAUAAGGGAGCACAUCACUGGUCUUAGGCAGUGGGUUGGCCAGAGCAAAGCCAAGGCGGAAAAAAAUCAAGCAAUGGAACAUUCAAUGAGUGAAAACUCCUGUCAGUUAUGUGCUGUUGAAAAGCUGACAUUUGAGCCGCCUCCUAUCUAUUGUACUCCAUGUGGUGCUCGCAUAAAGAGAAAUGCAAUGUAUUACACCGUUGGAGCCGGUGAUACACGACAUUAUUUCUGUAUUCCUUGCUAUAAUGAAGCCCGUGGUGAUACAGUUGUUAUUGAUGGAAAUUCUGUUCUCAAGGCAAGGCUGGAGAAGAAGAAAAAUGAUGAGGAGACAGAAGAAUGGUGGGUUCAAUGUGAUAAAUGUGAAGCUUGGCAGCAUCAGAUAUGUGCCUUGUUUAAUGGAAGACGGAAUGAUGGGGGUCAGGCUGAAUACACUUGUCCAUUUUGUUAUAUGCAAGAGGUUGAAAGGGGGGAGCGUGUACCAUUGCCACAGAGUGCUGUUCUUGGGGCGAAAGAUUUGCCAAAAACUAUUCUCAGUGACCAUAUUGAGCAUCGACUAUUCAAACGAUUGAAACAUGAGAGAACAGAAAGGGCUAGAGUUCAGGGAAAAAGUUACGACGAGGUUCCUGGAGCAGAUGGAAUUGUUGUUAGAGUCGUGUCUUCUGUUGACAAGAAGUUGGAAGUCAAGCCACGGUUUCUAGAAAUUUUUCGUGAAGAGAAUUAUCCUACUGAAUUCCCUUAUAAAUCUAAGGUUGUUUUGCUUUUCCAGAAGAUCGAAGGAGUAGAAGUGUGUUUAUUUGGAAUGUAUGUUCAAGAGUUUGGCUCAGAAUCCCUACCCCCCAAUCAGCGCCGUGUCUAUCUUUCUUACCUUGAUUCAGUAAAGUAUUUUAGGCCUGACGUAAAAGCAGUGACUGGAGAGGCUCUCCGUACUUUUGUAUAUCAUGAAAUAUUGAUAGGGUACCUUGAAUACUGCAAAAAACGAGGUUUUACAAGUUGUUAUAUCUGGGCUUGUCCACCUUUGAAAGGUGAAGACUAUAUUUUGUAUUGUCAUCCUGAGAUACAGAAAACUCCAAAAUCUGACAAAUUGAGGGAGUGGUAUUUGGCAAUGCUAAGAAAAGCUUCAAAGGAAAAUAUCGUGGUUGAACUUACCAACUUAUUUGAUCAUUUCUUUACACAAACUGGCGAAUGCAAAGCCAAGGUCACUGCAGCUAGGCUCCCAUACUUUGAUGGUGACUAUUGGCCUGGUGCUGCAGAGGAUAUGAUCUAUCAGAUCAAUCAAGAAGAGGAGGGCAGGAAACUCAACAAGAAAGGAAUUAUGAAAAAGACUAUUACAAAGAGGGCUCUUAAAGCUACUGGGCAAACAGAUCUUUCAAGCAAUGCAUCAAAGGAUAUUCUUUUAAUGCAUAAACUUGGUGAAACAAUUUCCCCCAUGAAGGAAGAUUUUAUCAUGGUUCAUUUGCAACAUGCAUGCACUCACUGUUGUUUGCUAAUGGUUUCCGGUAACCGUUGGGUGUGCAAUCAGUGUAAAAAUUUUCAGCUCUGUGACAAGUGCUAUGAAGCAGAACAAAAGCGUGAUGAUAGAGAAAGACACCCUAUCAACCAGAAGGACAAACACCCACUUUUUAGGUCUGAGAUCACCGAUGUGCCAGAUGACACAAAGGACAAAGAUGAGAUUCUUGAGAGUGAAUUUUUUGACACCCGACAGGCCUUCUUAAGUCUUUGCCAGGGAAAUCAUUAUCAGUAUGAUACUCUACGUCGUGCCAAACAUUCCUCCAUGAUGGUGCUUUACCAUCUUCAUAAUCCAACUGCUCCAGCAUUUGUGAUCACAUGCAACAUAUGCCAUCUUGAUAUUGAGACUGGUCAAGGUUGGCGUUGUGAAACAUGUCCAGAUUAUGAUAUAUGUAAUUCUUGUUACCAAAAGGAUGAAGGUAAUGAUCAUCCUCAUAAGUUGACAAACCAUCCUUCCCUGGCUGAGCGUGAUGCACAAAACAAGGAAGCUCGACAACUACGUGUUGUACAGCUUCGGAAAAUGCUCGACCUGCUGGUGCAUGCAUCACAGUGCCGUUCACCUCAUUGCCAGUAUCCCAAUUGCCGGAAGGUCAAGGGUCUUUUCCGUCAUGGGAUACAGUGCAGAGUUCGUGCAUCCGGGGGUUGUGUUCUCUGCAAGAAGAUGUGGUAUCUUCUUCAACUUCAUGCUCGAGCUUGUAAAGAGUCUGAAUGUCACGUACCUCGAUGCAGAGAUUUGAAAGAACAUUUAAGGCGUUUGCAACAGCAAUCCGAUUCUCGUAGACGAGCAGCUGUGAUGGAAAUGAUGAGACAGCGAGCUGCAGAAGUCGCUGGUAAUUCUGGUUAAACUCUUUGUACAUAUUUUUGGGAGAAGUUAACGAAGAAGACCUUAUAGAUGUUGGUGAAUUAUGAAGAAUCCUCGGCCAAGAGGGAUCGACUUUCAAACGGUGGGAUAAGAAAAAUGGAUUUAUACCUCUGUACAGAUGAAUCAUGCAGAAUGGGUAAACCUUUUUUCACUGCAUUAUUAUAUGCUUCAUACAGUAAAAAAACUGGUAGGAAGAAGACGAGUGUGUUUCGCCGAAGCAUUCAUCCUCAAAGCUUACUAACAUCUCAUGAUAACCUAGCACCGGAGCUAUUGUUUAUCUUUUUGUGGUGGAUGAAAUGGCUAUUCUUUAAUUCGAUCCUUGUGUAUUUCCCUGCUAUAUCAUUAUUGGUUAGUGUCUAGUGUGUACUAUAUAGUUAAGUCUUUAUAUGUCUUACAAACCUUCCUGUUUUUGUGUAACGGUAGCGUAGGGGGCAUCUGUGAGUUCUAUGCUUGUUAGUUGUUACCUCCUAUGUUUUCCCCUUUUUUGUAGAUUUUGUUACACCUGAAACUUUUGGUGUAAAGAGUAGUCUUCAGUGUUAUAUUUCAUCCUUGAGAGUUUAAAUCUCGUCUUGUAGAAAAUAGUAUUUGCUGUACAACCGAGCUUUCAUCCCUUGUUCUAUCUUUCUGAUUGUGUAUCAACUUUAUUUCCAUUGAUUAUGUAUAGAUCUUAUGGUUUCCGA